Oryza brachyantha (malo sina) is the source of this 2652-nucleotide messenger RNA. Its product is annotated as probable glucomannan 4-beta-mannosyltransferase 11. Bases 317 to 2023 code for a protein of 568 amino acids. Gene Ontology annotation, molecular function: mannan synthase activity. The record is from RefSeq and is a predicted model, not a curated record. Lineage: Eukaryota; Viridiplantae; Streptophyta; Magnoliopsida; Poales; Poaceae. The transcript has 9 exons. Gene Ontology annotation, cellular component: Golgi apparatus.
ACCAUCUCCAUCAUUAGUGGCAAAGAUUUAAGUUAAACAAGCUGGCCAAAGACCAAUGUGUGAGGAAUUAGCCACACUAAUAGUACAUCCACAUGCAGCUAUAGCAAAUUAGCAAUGAGAGCAAGGCUUAACCUUGAGGUGUAUGUGUGCCAUGUGCCUCCAUUUCGAGCUAUAUAAGCCUCUCACCGUUGUGCCACUGCACUAGCUUGCUGGCUUGCUGCCUAGCUAGCUACUAGCUCUAGCUCGCCAGUGGCAUCGCCGGCACGGCGUCGGAUAGAUAGAUCCGGCCGGCCGAUUGGUGGUGCGUGCGGCGGCGAUGUCGUCCGGCGGUGGCGUCGCGGAGGAGGUGGCGAGGCUGUGGGACGAGCUGCCGGUGCGGGUGGACUGGGCGGCGGUGGAGGCGCAAUGGGCGGGCGCGAGGGCGCUGGUGGUGGUGCCCGCCGUGCGGGCGCUGGUCGCCGUGUCGCUCGCCAUGACGGUGAUGAUCCUCGCCGAGAAGCUGUUCGUCGCCGCCGUCUGCCUCGCCGUGCGCGCCUUCCGCCUCAGGCCGGAGCGCCGCUACAAGUGGCUCCCGAUCGGCGCCGCCACCAGCUCCAGCUCCGACGACGACGACAAGGAGGAGAAGGAGGAGGAGGCCGCCGGCCUGGUCGCCGCCGCGUUCCCCAUGGUGCUCGUCCAGAUCCCCAUGUACAACGAGCGCGAGGUGUACAAGCUGUCGAUCGGCGCGGCGUGCGCGCUGGACUGGCCGGCCGACCGCGUCGUCAUACAGGUGCUCGACGACUCCACUGACCCUACUGUCAAGGACUUGGUGGAGAAGGAGUGCCAGAAAUGGCAGGGCAAGGGCGUGAACAUCAAGUACGAGGUCAGAGGGAACCGGAAGGGGUACAAAGCCGGCGCGCUCAAGGAAGGCUUGAAGCACGACUAUGUGAAAGAGUGCGAGUACAUUGCCAUGUUCGACGCCGACUUCCAGCCUGAGUCGGAUUUCCUCCUGAGGACCGUCCCGUUCCUCGUGCACAACUCGGAGAUCGCCCUUGUUCAGACUCGCUGGAAAUUCGUUAAUGCUAACGAGUGCCUGUUGACGAGGUUUCAAGAAAUGUCGUUGGACUACCACUUCAAGUAUGAGCAAGAGGCAGGGUCUGUGGUGUACUCGUUUUUCGGCUUCAAUGGGACUGCUGGUGUCUGGAGGAUUGCAGCAAUUGAUGAUGCCGGGGGCUGGAAGGACCGGACAACAGUGGAGGACAUGGACCUUGCUGUUCGUGCAAUGCUUCAGGGAUGGAAAUUCGUUUAUGUUGGUGAUGUCAAAGUCAAGAGCGAGCUACCAAGCACAUUCAAGGCAUACCGAUUUCAGCAGCACAGAUGGUCAUGUGGACCGGCAAACCUGUUCAAGAAAAUGAUGGUAGAGAUUUUAGAAAACAAGAAAGUCUCAUUUUGGAACAAAGUUCACCUCUGGUAUGAUUUCUUCUUUGUUGGGAAGAUUGCUGCUCACACAGUCACAUUCAUUUACUACUGCUUCGUGAUCCCGGUGUCCGUUUGGUUGCCUGAAGUCGAAAUUCCUCUCUGGGGGGUGGUCUAUGUUCCUACAGUCAUCACCCUCUGCAAGGCUGUUGGAACACCCAGUUCAUUUCAUCUUGUAAUACUCUGGGUCCUAUUCGAGAAUGUCAUGUCAUUGCACCGGAUUAAAGCGGCAAUAACUGGUCUUCUAGAGGCUGGACGAGUCAAUGAGUGGGUUGUCACCGAGAAGUUGGGAGACACCAACAAGACAAAGCCAGCCACCAAUGGAUCAGAUGCUCUGAAAGUGAUCGAUGUGGAGCUGACAACUCCACUAAUACCAAAGCUCAAGAAGAGGCGAACAAGAUUCUGGGACAAGUACCACUAUUCAGAAAUUUUUGUUGGAAUCUGCAUAAUUCUGUCUGGUUGCUAUGAUGUGCUUUAUGCCAGGAAAGGAUACUACAUAUUCCUCUUCAUUCAAGGCCUAGCUUUCCUCAUUGUUGGUUUUGAUUAUAUCGGCGUGUGCCCUCCUUGAGCAGAAUAAGUAGUCAUUGAUGGAGCCGACAUGCAGAAUUAUGAGAAAUUACGUGCAACUAAAGCCGCUCUCCUGCACACAUCAACUUCGGAACAAAAUUCAUCAUGGAUCAUUCUCCUCAUCAGUCUUGGUCAGAUUUAAUUUUUUUGGCCGGGUUGGUCAGAUUUGAUUGAUCCAAUCAUUCUUUACCACCACAAAGGGUAUGAAAUAACAGUCAUUAUUUUGAUAAUAACAGUAUUUACUGAUGCAUUAUGACAGAAGGAGUAGUGCAAAAUAGCAUUCGAGUUCAGAUCCUGUAGAGAAGCAUCAUACACUUGCAAGAAUAACAGAGCUGUACAUGAAAUAGCGUGCUCUGGCAAUUACUAUAGACCAAUUUAAUUAGCCUACCAAAUUUUUUUUUGUCAAUGCAUUGAUGUAGUUAUUUAAACUGUAAUUCAGGAUGGGCCAUCAGUCUCAGUCUAUAUAAUCUGGUGUAGUAGGCUAAAAUCUUGUAAAUGUACAUUGUUCCUGAACACCAAUAAUUCUGUCGAAAUUCAGACAGAACUUGAAAUGAAUAAAGUACAGCAUGUAAGCAUUUCCUCUGAAGUCUGUUCUGAUAUUUCACUUGAUGUGGCACACAGAAUACCGGA